UCGUAUAACGUACCAACGUGUCGAGAGGGUACACGAGCAGAUCAACUGUGAAAGCAGCGACCGCGCCAGCCUGUACAACCAUCCAUCAGCUUCCUGUGCCUAUUCAUAUAGUCACGUGACGAUACAGACGCGAACGUCAAAUUGUAAAAACGAAGCUUACAAGAAGAAUGUCGGUAUUCGUAUUACCGGACAUUUAUUGUAUGAGAGGGAUGGAAAGUGGUGUGGUGAAGAAAGAGACGUCAUGACCAGGCUGGGUUUGGAGGUUUUCGCGAAUCACCGAGGGUCCGAUGCUCGCGUCGUAGAAGGAAUCAUAAACGCAAAACAUAGAAGUGCAAUACUUUCUUUAUGGAAAGAUAUUCACGAUAUGGCAGGCCGGUAA
Messenger RNA from Periconia digitata, 379 nucleotides. The record is from the annotation of a GenBank genome assembly. NCBI's taxonomy places the organism in Eukaryota, Fungi, Ascomycota, Dothideomycetes, Pleosporales, Periconiaceae.